Cuscuta epithymum is the source of this 1206-nucleotide messenger RNA. NCBI's taxonomy places the organism in Eukaryota, Viridiplantae, Streptophyta, Magnoliopsida, Solanales, Convolvulaceae. The record is from the annotation of a GenBank genome assembly.
UGCUGAUCUGCUCGAAGGUUCUCAGGCCUGCUAUAGAACAAUAUCAUGUCAACUCUUUCCUCAUCCAAUUGUUCCAGGUAAAAUAACAUUAUAAGCAUCCCCCGCUAUCCUUGAGGCCCAGUCUAUUUGUAUUGUCCCAGGCCCAUAAAAUGUCAGAACCGGGCCUGCAGGUUUAGAGCUUCUCUAAUGGACAUGUGGAUUGUACCCCUUUAAAAAUGGACAUGUCACUUAUAUAGAAAACUCAUGGAGCAGAGUCACGUUGUUGGGAGGCUUGCUGAAAGUAGAAGGUCAGGUCGAGGGUGUGAGUUUUUUUCGAAUCCAACUCAGCAACGGAGGGUAAACGCACAUUCCCACUGAAGCCUGUGCCAGUGCUGAUGCAAUCGACGAGGCUUUCAUACAUUUUGACACCAUGAAGGCUGAAUACGAAAUCUCACCCACAACUGAACACUAUUUGGGUCAGUUGGGCGUGCUUAAAAAAUGCGGACAUCUUGCUGAGGCUGAGGAAUUCAUCAAGCAACUCCUGUUUGAGCCUGCAUCUGAUGUUUGGGAAGCAUUGAUGAAUUUUGCUCGGAUACACGGAGACAUUGACCUUGAAGACCGUGCUGAACAGUUGUGGAAGGAUGCUGGGGGUAAUCCCCUUGAGGGGGGUAAGAUUGUCCCACCACCUCCAAAGAAGCAGUCGGUCAAUAUGCUUGAGGGUAAAAGCAAGGUGCUUGAGUUUCGUAGCCCCACACUAUACAAGGAUGAAGAGAAAAUGAGGGCAGCAAUGAAAGAGCAGGCAUAUGUUCCAGACACCAGGUAUGUUCUGCAUGAUAUUGAUCAAGAGGCAAAGGAGCAAGCGUUGCUUUAUCACAGUGAGCGCUUGGCAAUUGCCUACGGUCUGAUAAGCACCCCGGCCAGGAUGCCUUUGCGUAUCAUCAAGAAUUUGCGUGUCUGCGGGGAUUGUCAUAAUGCCAUCAAGAUCAUGUCAAGGAUUGUUGGGAGAGAGUUGAUUGUUAGGGACAACAAACGUUUCCAUCACUUCAAGGAUGGAAAAUGCUCCUGUGGCGACUAUUGGUAAGUUGUUAUUAUCAAAACAAGCAAGAGAAAUGGGGUGAUUUGGCCUUUUAACUAUUUCAAAGAAACAUCUUGAAGACAGAGAUCUCUUUGCAAGGGUGACAUUCUUUCUUGUGUUUAAAGGCUGCAGCAUAUGAUACCAAUGACCAU